Messenger RNA from Aphis gossypii (cotton aphid), 1785 nucleotides. RefSeq lists its product as uncharacterized. NCBI's taxonomy places the organism in Eukaryota, Metazoa, Arthropoda, Insecta, Hemiptera, Aphididae. The record is from RefSeq and is a predicted model, not a curated record.
AUGGAAUGUAAAAUACAACGAAAUGUAAUAUCAAAAAGAACAUGUAUGAACGUAAUUGGAAGCGGACUUAUUCAAUUAAAUCGGUUUAAAAAAUGUUCAAAAACGUUUGUUUUAAAAAACGAUUAUAAUUUCAUAGACUUUAAUCAAUUUUUUGACUACGGUUUUGAAAUGAUUGUUUGUAAAUUAAAAAAAAUGACACAACAAACUAGUAUUAAAUUUAACUUAUAUCUCGACUGUGUUUAUGUACAUGUGUUAACACAGGAAUACCGAGAUAUUUCAUUUAAAACAGUGAAUGUGUUGGCAUAUACAAAUUCAAAUUUCGAAAAUUUAUUAAAAAAAAUGUUUGAUAAAAUUAACAAAGAGGAAAGUAAUUUUGUAACUAAAGGAAGUGGUUGGAGUUUAUAUUCAAUUGAUGCAUUACAAUUAAGAAUCAAUAUUGUAAACCCUUUAACCGGAUCUUCUUAUGUAAUUUUACCAGAAUGUAUAAGGAAUAAGAAAGCUGUUAUAAAUGUAAAAAAUAAUGAUAACAAAUGUUUCAAAUAUGCAAUUUUAACAAAAUAUAAUACUCGUUCAGAUAAAACUAAAUUUAGUAAUCAAUAUUUUAAAAUACUUGAAAAAAAAAGUAGAUUAAAUUUUCAUUGUAUCGAUUUUCCGACACCAGUUAAUCAAAUUAAAUCAUUUGAACGUUUAAAUAAUGUAUCAGUUAAUGUUUUUAGUUUAGAUAAUAAAAAUGUUGUUUUCCCAUUAUAUAUGAAUAAUGUGGAAAGUAAAAACCAUUUCGAUCUGCUUUUAAUUAAUAAUGGUAUAACGUCACAUUAUUGUUUUAUUAAUGAUUUUUGUAGACUUAUUCGUAAUCAAAAGACGAAACAUAAAUCUAAAUUAAUUAUAUGUAAAAGAUGUUUUACAGUUUUUAGUAAUAUUCCUUGUAAAUUCAAACUAUGGGGUAUUGAUGGGUUAAAAAAACAUAAAAAAAAUUGUGGAAAACAUAAACUUGGAAGACCUGUAAUGUUUGAUAACGGUGAUGACGAUACUAUUUAUUUUAAAAAUUUUAAAAGAUCUCAACGAAUACCUAUAGUAAUUUAUUCUGAUUUCGAAUGUUAUUUAAAACCUAUAAUAAACAACCAAGACAUUAAAACUAAGACAUUGAUAACUCAUAAACAUAAACCUAUGAGUUAUGCAUUUUACGUAAAAAUAGAUUAUGAGUCUCUUAGUUCACUAGCUGAUAAUUUAUCUGAAGACAAAACUAGAUUUAGAGAAACAUUAAAAAUAUUUUCUUUGUCGACAUUAAAUUUAGUUACACGAAAAGGUGUGUUUCCUUAUGAAUAUAUUGACCAUCCUAAUAAAUUAAAUGAAACUUGUUUACCACCAAAACAGUUUUUUUAUAAUUCAUUAAAAGAUGAAGAUAUUAGUGAUGAAGAUUAUGCGCAUGCUCAUAAGUAUGAUAUUCAAAUUUUUCUGGAGAACGGAAGACAUGUAAAAGCUAACAUUCCUAAUAUUCAAAAUAUUAAUUAUGAUUCAAACAAACCUGUAACGUGGUUAGCUUACUUGGACUGUGUAAAUCUAUAUGGAAAAUCAAUGCUAUCUGCUUUACCUCAUAAAAAUUUUGAAUGGUUUAACGAUUUGACAAUAGAUAUAACACAAAUUGAAGAUGAUGCUGAAUAUGCUGGUUAUAUUUUAGAAGUAGAUGUUAUUUAUCCAAAACAAUUACAUGACAAUCAUAAUGAUUUCCCAUUUUUACCUGAGAAUAAAUGUCCUCCCAAUUCAAAAUUCACUAUAGAAAUUUGA